Molecule: messenger RNA, 475 nt
Organism: Poeciliopsis prolifica (blackstripe livebearer)
Lineage: Eukaryota; Metazoa; Chordata; Actinopteri; Cyprinodontiformes; Poeciliidae
Product: protein S100-P-like
Exons: 2
Coding region: 93-371 (92 amino acids)
Biological process (GO): endothelial cell migration
Cellular component (GO): extracellular exosome; cytoplasm
Molecular function (GO): transition metal ion binding; calcium ion binding
Source: RefSeq, a predicted model, not a curated record
AAGCAGCCUCCACCUACUUGUGGCCCACACUUUGUGCAUCCACCGCUCCGAUUCUCCUCUGAGCUACACUGAGGACCAGACCGGCUGCAAUCAUGAGUCAACUGGAGAUAGCAAUGGCCACCCUCAUACAAACCUUCGACAAAUACGCUGGCUCUGACGGGAAGAAGAACACGCUGAGCAAAGCUGAGGUGAAGACUUUGGUGGAGAAGGAGCUGCCUGGGUUGCUCAAGACAGUGAAGAAUCCCGGCGAAGUGGACAAGCUCCUGAAAAGUCUGGACUUCAACGGGGACGCUGAGGUCGACUUCCAAGAGUUUGUCACACUGAUCGUCGCCCUGACCUGCGCGGCACACGGCCGCUUCUCCAAACAGUAGAGAGCGAGGAGCCCAGGAGGCCCCGGGGCCACCACCGGCAGUAGCAUGAAAAACUCAUUGUACUUACUGUUACUUUGGGGCAAAUAAAGUGAUUCACACAUGUA